Fusarium oxysporum Fo47 is the source of this 6207-nucleotide messenger RNA. RefSeq lists its product as uncharacterized. The coding region runs from base 1 to 6096 and encodes 2031 amino acids. NCBI's taxonomy places the organism in Eukaryota, Fungi, Ascomycota, Sordariomycetes, Hypocreales, Nectriaceae. The record is from RefSeq and is a predicted model, not a curated record. The transcript has 2 exons.
AUGGCCCACCACGUUCAUGGAAGACGAUCGGCCAGCGACAAAUGGCCGCCGUCACUACCAGAUCAGCAAGAAACACUGGUAGACAAGACAUUUGUGUUCAGCGCCGAUGAGCUUAUUGCUUCGACAUUAGUUGGGCGAGGCAGUUUGCUCAACAAGCCUGGAAGGCUAGUCACGCUCAAAACUCGUAGCUCAGACUCUGAUGAGAACACACAAGCAGAGGCUGCUGGUGGUAUUAGAGUCGUGAGCACUCCUGGGCGUUUCUUUGGAGAGAGGGACUGGACACGCUCUACAGUCAAGCGUAAACAGGACCAGGCCUCAUUAGAUGCCGAUUUUGAUGACCAUUCCGGGCAUAACAAUCGUCAGCGCCACAGGCAUCGCCAAGUUAAGAAAUGGUUGGAAGAUGAUGAACCGCGUGGUGACGUUCCGCAUCGUGCCAAGCUGGGUAGACGAUCACUCGGUCAUGGUCGGCCGGUGAUAGGAAGGGUUGGCGAUGUUGACAAACGGCCUCGAGCCCCAUCUGGAGGCUCUCGUUAUGCAUCGUCGGGUACACAGACGGCUACUGGAUCAGUCCCGCCUUCUGUAGGAGAUGUACCUGUACUUCCGGGACACACUGGAGGUGACAAGACUGGGGGGAUUGGUUCUGGUAGCCCAUCAACCAGCUUGCCUACCACAGCCCCAAAGCCAGGUAACGUCCAGAUACCAGGUGGAGUGUCGCCUCCAGUUACGACAACAAAUCCAAGGUUGACAUCUCCUUCUGCUGGCCCUGUGGCACCAGGAACUGUCGCCGGACCUGGGACUGCAGUUAUAUCUGCCCCAAAGCCUGAAAAGCUUGAUGGGCCCGUGCAAUCAGGACCGGCUACCCAGCAACCUACCCAUGCUGGAGGUGUUGCAACUCUACCUGCGGCUCCUCCAACGUCGAGUGAGCCAAAGAUCCUCCCACCACCCUCAGUCCCUGGUGAUUCGGCCGUGGCGCCCAUUACGAACCCAGCUACAACCGCCCCAAGCUUCCCUUCCCCUCCGCAACAUCUUGUGCCCCUCAAAGACCAGUACAUGCUCGCAGCAACCGGCCAAACGACUCAGAUCCGCAGUGCAACACCAGGUAUCAGCGCUGGUACCGUUCCAUCUGAUCACAUCGUCUUCUCAACCUCAGACACCGGCACUCAAGCGUUUCUGACUUCGUCAGGACCCAUACUCUUUGAGACUUCCUUGGAAGCAAUCAAGGCUAAUAUAAGCGAAUUUAAGCUGUCGUUGAGCGAUCCUCUGAGACGAGACUUUAGCUCAGCUUGGAAACUUGACGAAAAUGCAUCUUACCUUCAGAGUGCUGAUGUCAACUUGAAACUUGGCUCGGAUGGCAAAUCUCUCGAAAUGACCGGUCUCAAGGUCAAGGUUUCCAAAGAUAACAGCGCUUCGCUUGUGUUCUCUACCGAUGCCAAAGUUCUCAACGAAGAGUUUGAAACUGGGUUUACCAAUGUAUCAAAAGAUAGUAGUAUCACCACUCGUACUGGUAUUGAUCGGUACCCGGGCCAUCUCCUUCUGGGCUUAGAGAUCAGUUCUGCCAACGGUGGAUUCGAGAAUCUUGCCGAUCUUUGUGCAGUCGCUCACAUAAACCCCAAGACCUGGCUCAAGACAUUGCUCAAAGGGACCAAGAUCACAUUUGGUGGCUUAGCUGGUACUCCAGCUCGCAACGCAAUGUGGUACAUCCCCGGAUCAGGAUCUGGAUGCUGUAUCCGCCUCGAAGCCUCCCUCGACCUCAAAGAAGGAAUAGUCAAGAAACUGGACAAAUAUCUCUCUGGCUGGGACGACCACAUCCCUCCCAUGUCCGUCAUUGCCAAGAGGACUGUGUCUCCAUCAUCUGGUCCUUGGGGAGAUGCCUUCACAGUGGGAGAGCUCAUCAUCGCUGCCGAGCCUGACUUUAAUGGUGAGAAGCGUGCGAUGGGUAUGUAUGUGUCGAUCGGAGAAGAUCAUAUCAAUGUCUUUUUUGUGUGCUACUCCAAAGCGCUUCAGUGGGCAGCUCUUAAGGCCUGGGUCAAGAAGACCUGUACUGAAGUGGGCAAUGCCAUUGACGAUUUGGAGAAGAUUCUUGCCAAUACUGGUCAUGGAUCCAAGACUCAGAAUGCCAGUACGUCUCACAUUUACUGGAGAAGAGUGACCGUCACACUUCAGAACAACGAGGCUGGUGGUACAACUCUGGCCGGUAUGCGCUUGGAGCUCGAAGCUUCAAUGCAAGUACUUGUACCGAAGGACAAGCAUUCAGUUUUCACUAUGGAGUUCACCUGGACCAAGGGCACUGGCGAGUUCUCAGGCGAGUGUGAGUUCAGCGGUGUUGGAAACGUAUUGGGACAGGGCAACCCUCCACUGCAGUACUAUCUUGACUACGAGCGAUGGGACAAAUUCUCUUAUCUUGACCCGUCAGAGCCGUUCAUGUCGCUACGCUGCCUCGACAGUAGUUUCGUGCAGAACCUGCCGUUCGGCGUUCCCACUGAAAUUACCGAGGCCGAUCUCUAUGUCUCUAAUCAGAGUCUGCGCGUCAGUGGCCGCCUUGAAGCUUUGAUCGGAAAGCCAACCGAGACUUCAGUCGUCUCAGACCCUUCAAAGAUUCCGUCUCUACAGAUCGAUCACACCAUGCUAGGAUUCUCUGUCAACUACGUAUACGCAUCAAAGGCCCUAAAUAUCGUUCUUGACGGAGCCGUCACCCUUCUCCCCCUCAAGGAAGGUGAUCAGCCAGCGUUGUUGGAGGCAAUGAUAACGUACUCGUCAGAAGAUAGUCUGGUGUCAUUCAGUGCGCAUGCAUCGCAUAUACCCAUGACUGCUCUACACUCCUUGUUCGCUGCAGGUGAAGAGAAGACGCAUGCGAUGUCUAUCCUUGAAAGCAUUGAGCUGCAGCGCAUCGCUUUCGACAUCACGGCGGGUAAGGGCCAGCCAACCAAGGUCGGCUUUCAAGCGGACCUCAGGAUCUCUAAUAUUCUGCUGGAGACAGUUUUCGAGCGUAAGGAUGCUAACAAUUGGUCUCUCACUGCCAACCUCCAUAAAGAAACUACAUUGGUUGGCAAGGCGUCUAAGGAGUUCACGCUCGGUGACGCUGUGCAGAAGCUCUUGGGCCGGGAAGUCCUAGACAUCCUGCCAGGCUUUGUCACUGGAACAACUUUCAAAGCAUCCAGCUCUGGUGACGACAAGUUCGACGUUGUGGUGACCCGUCUGAAUGGUACAAACUCACAUCUCGUUUUCGGUGCAGAGCUCAAGUUUGGCAUGCUUCACGUCCAAUUUGCUCAGCUAGUUCCUAUCACCGGAAAGGCAGAUAAGCCCUCACCCAUCAAGAGAAUGAUACGCGUGUCUCUGGGACCUCUACCUUCCAUAUCGAAGCUACCCAUCAUCGGAAACUUGGACAUACCGUUUGAUGCCCUUGAGUUCCUUUGGGUCAACACCAUGUUCACACAGGAGGACCUCAUUACACUGAACGGAAGUGCAGAUAUGUUCAAAAAACAGCCAUUCAAGAUGAGACCUGAGGAUAAGGAGCUAUCUGAAGGGUUUCACUUCCGUCUUGUUAGUAGUCAGGGCGUCUUCCUUGAUCAUGUCUUCGGCCAAGAUAAGCAGGAGAAGAAGAAGGCAACUCCAGCAGGUGCAGUCACUCCUGGCUCCAAGGCAACCCCUGCUCCCGUCCAAGAGAAGAAACCAUCCACAGAAGCAGUUGUUCCCAGCGGUGGCGCGCCCGCGACCACAGCCGCCCUUGAGAAGAAGAAGGGGCCUCUCACGCUCUCCGGAAUCUCAUUGUCCUAUGAAGGCGGGGUCUUGCGCAUUCAUCUUGAUGCUAGUGUUCUCAUCGGACCCAUUAGCGCCGGCAUCCAGGGUCUAAACCUCGUUGUCAGACUCGACUCCAAGCAGAUCCACGGACUGCACGACAUUCUCCAUGUCCCUAUUGAUGUCGAGGUAGAGGGGUUCGACAUGGCCUUCACUCGUAUGCCGAUCCAAAUCGCAGGUGCUUUACACCACAAGCCCGGUACAAAAGCAUACUUUGGAGGUGUCGCCAUCUCAUUGAGCACCUUUUCCAUUGCAGCACUUGGCAUGUACGAACAAGUACCAGCCAACACUGCAAAUGGCACACCAGAAUAUGACUCAUUCUUCAUCUAUGCUAUGAUGGAAGGACUCAUUUUCACUGUGGGAUGGGCAGAAGUUCGUGGCCUUAUGGCUGGUUUUGGUUACAACUCACGUCUUCGACUACCCACGGUGGAGCAGUUGUCAACAUUCCCACUCAUUCAGGGUUUUGACCAGGCGGGAGGCUUCAAUAUGAACCAAGCUGUCCAGUCGUUGACAGGUCCUGGCGCCUUUGUGACACCCAGCAUGGGAUCCAUUUGGAUGGCACUUGGUCUUGUCAUUCGAGCAUGUGAGGCUAUCGACAUGCGUGCUGUUGCAACAGUGGCUCUUGGUCCGAACCAGACUGAUAUUGGAUUGAUCGCUCGUGCGACUGCUACUCUCCCCCGACGUGCCAGUCCAGAUAAGGCUCUUGUUCUCAUUGAUCUCUCUGUAGUUGGCAAACUCGACCUUGUCCAUGGCGAGCUCUCAGUUGACGGUCUCAUCAAUCCCACUUCUUUCAUUCUCAACAAGGAUUGCCGUCCCUCUGGUGGCUUUGCCAUUAGAAGUUGGUUCGGCAAGAAUAACCCACAUUCAGGCGACUGGGUCGUCAGUUUUGGUGGUUACCAUCCUAUGUACCAAGUUCCAGCGCAUUACCCUCGUCCACAGCGAUUGGGUAUCUCGUGGACGCUCAGCUCAAACCUCAGGGUCACUGGUAAUGCAUACGCAGCUAUCACACCAGGAGCUGUUAUGGCAGGAGGAAUGCUUCAGGCUGUCUUCUCUGCUGGCCCCCUAGGCGCACACUUUGAUGCCCACGCCGACUUUCUGGUCAAUCUCAGGCCUCUGCACUACAUGGCAGAUAUGGCAGUAUCCGCAGGCGUGUAUUAUGAGAUCAGAGUCUGGCGCUUUAGAAAGAAGAUCUCUGUCAACGUGGGCGCUUCUCUACACCUCGAAGGACCACCCAUUCACGGCCAGGUGUACUUUGAUCUAUCUGUCGUCAGCUUCACUGUCAGCUUUGGCCCUGGGACCUCCGAAAAGAAGAGGCGUAUCAGUCUCCGCGAACUCAUGGAGCUUGUGCUACAGGAUGGAGGUGAUAGACGGGGGGAAAACGACGCCAUUGUGAAUCCCCAUACAUUCACAGCUGUGGCUGGUCUUCUUGGAGAUGACAAGAAGAAGAGUGACACAGUCCGCAAAGCCUCUACUAACAAGGUGGCUUCCGAUAAAGAGCGUUGGCACGUCCGUAGCGACAACUUCAUCUUUUCCGUUCGAAGUGCGGUGCCGACUAACUCCAUUGGAAUCGAAGGUCGUGGUGGCUCUCAGUACAGUGGAAACUCCAUCAUCAGCAGACCUAUGCAGAUGAAUAAGGACACAAGUGAUUCUGCCAAGAUCAAAUCGACGCUGGGCGUCAAGGUCUGGGACGUCAAGGAGAAGAAGAUCGUUCCCUUCCGCGAAGUAGCCAAGGUCGAAGAUCAACUGCCAGCCAACUACUGGGGUCCUUACUCAGAGAAUACAGCAGACUACAUGAGACCUGAUAGGAUGCCUCCUACAGUGUCACAUCUAGUCGGCGCUACUCUCGUACCUCCUGCACCUGCUGCUCCUGAGCAGUCCAUCCCUGUGUUUAAGUCAAAGUUAGAGAACCACACGGCACCAACGUGGACACCUGGGAAAAUCAAGAAGGAGUCCGUUCGCUACCUCGAUCAUGCCAAUGCCAGAGACAGCGUUAAAUGGUCUCGUGUCAAGGGUGCUAUGGGCUUAGAGCCCGAGGCAAAGAGGGAGAAACCUCCCAUGGACACAGUCCUCUUAACAGAGGCCGGAGAGGCAAAGGAGGCUGCUGCUCCUAAGCCCCUCUUAACCAAACCAUACCGUAAAGGUAUACUUGACAGCUUCAUCAGCUUGGCCUACAGUGGUGAUGACGCGGAAAGCCUCAAGGUGCAGAAAGCCUACAAAGGCAUUGGUGAUAAUGUGCCCGAUGUCAUCUUGAACGAUCCGCAGCGUUUCUACAUCGGUCCUCCAACAGUGUUUUGCAACUAAGGACAGUUGCUGAUUUACAGGCCGUGUUUUCAACGUUCGCAUAUUUCUUUCUGUGUUGCUUUCGAGAUUGUGUAUAUCCGCACACUUUGAGCCAGCUAGUUUUUCUUUGAU